UGUUGGUAAACGUGGCAUACUUCCAACAGUUAGCCACCGCGUAUAUUUGAAUUUAAUAUUAUGCUAGCCAAGAUGGCUACCUGCAUGUUUCGAAACCGAGCUUAAACCGACCCAAAUAUGGCAGAGGCUGACCGACCAGGGAAGCUCUUCAUCGGUGGCCUGGACACUGAAACCAACGAGAAGGCCCUUGAGAAGUAUUUCAGCAAAUAUGGCAGAAUAGUAGAAGUUCUGUUGAUGAAAGACCGUGAAACGAACAAAUCAAGAGGUUUUGCUUUUGUGACCUUUGAGAGUCCGGCAGAUGCAAAGGAUGCUGCGCGUGAAAUGAAUGGGAAGUCACUUGAUGGUAAGCCAAUUAAGGUUGAACAAGCAACAAAACCUCAGUUUGAGUCAGCAGGAAGACGCGGCCCACCCCCCAUGCGUGGCCGCGGUCCCCCUAGAGGUCCUAGAGGAUCUAGAGGAGCACCAAUGAGGGGUCCACCAUCCAGAGACUACUAUGAUAACGUAGGGAUUGUAGAACCCUUUUUCAAAGGGAUUUCGUCCAGAGGCCCCCCACCACUGAAAAGGGGACCUCCGAUUCGUAAUGGAGGCCCCCCACCCAAGAGACAUGCUCCUUCUCCGAUGGGCAGACCUUCCAUGUCUAGGGACAGGGACCCCUAUGGCCCACCCCCUCCCCGCAGAGACUCAAUGUCCAGAAGGGAUGAUUACCCAUCACCAAGAGAUGAGUAUUACAGCACAAAGGACAGCUAUUCUAGCCGGGAAUAUGUGAGUUCCAGGGAUACAAGGGACUACGCACCAACACCACGGGACUAUCCGCCAAGGGAUUAUCCCCAAUCCAGUUCCCGCGAUGAAUAUGGGUCAAUGUCAAGGGGCUACAGUGAUGGUUAUGGUGGAGGCCGGGAACCCAAAAGCUAUAUGGAGCGCCCUAGUGCAGCCUCUUAUCGAGAGCCCUACGAUGGUUACGGUAACUCACGCAGCGCCCCACCCUCAAGGGGCCCCCAACCAUCCUACAAUGGCAGUGGCGGAAGCAGUCGCUAUGACGACUAUGGAAGCAGUUCCCGGGAUGGCUAUGGCAGUCGUGAAAGUUACCCCAGCAGUCGGAGUGAACCAUACCCUCCUAGCCGUGGUGAGCGAAUGGGCAAGCAGGAGCGGGGGCCAGCACCUCCAAUCGAGAGAGGCUACCCCCGUGAAGCGUACAGUGGCUCAAGUCGCGGGGCGCCCCGUGGUGGCCGCGGCGGCAGCAGAGUCGAUAGAGGAAUUGCCCGCAGCAGAUACUGAGAUAAAUAUGACAUCAGAGCGAUCGUUACACAACGCCUGCUCAUUCACUACUUGUAUAGUGAGGGGGGAAAAAACUAGGAUGUCAAAUUCCGUGGACAAGCUUAGGUUUUUAGCUGUUUAUCCUCAGCCUGUCAAUUUCUUUUUGUUUUAAGUGUUAAAAUUACUUGUUUUAUAUUUCCCCGGCCCAUGUGAUACCAUUGCCAAGUGAUGAGUGUUUAGUUUUUGUACAUUUAGUGCUGUUAUGUCCUGCUAUAGUCUUGGAUAUGGCUUUCAUACACUAAUAAAGUUUUUAACCAAA
This is a messenger RNA of Salvelinus namaycush (lake trout), 1573 nucleotides long. Its product is annotated as RNA-binding motif protein, X chromosome-like. Bases 118 to 1275 code for a protein of 385 amino acids. The record is from RefSeq and is a predicted model, not a curated record. The transcript is spliced from 9 exons. Gene Ontology annotation, molecular function: RNA binding. NCBI's taxonomy places the organism in Eukaryota, Metazoa, Chordata, Actinopteri, Salmoniformes, Salmonidae. Gene Ontology annotation, cellular component: spliceosomal complex. Gene Ontology annotation, biological process: positive regulation of mRNA splicing, via spliceosome.